Fraxinus pennsylvanica is the source of this 1209-nucleotide messenger RNA. The record is from the annotation of a GenBank genome assembly. NCBI's taxonomy places the organism in Eukaryota, Viridiplantae, Streptophyta, Magnoliopsida, Lamiales, Oleaceae.
AUGGCUGAUAUUCAGCAACAACUGCAACAGAAAUCCGAGAGCACAGCCACUGAUGCUCGCUCUGAGUUUGAGAGGGGCUUGGAGGAGUUCAUGCGUGGGCGUUAUGAUGAAUGCAUGUCCUUCAGUUCGUGCAGUUCUCCACAUACGACUACUACUACUGAAGAUGAGGAGGAUGAUGGCGAACAGCUUGUGCGGAGGAGGAGGAGGAGGUCGAAUCUUGAGGGUGAUGAUUUGGCAGAGUCUUCUGCUGCCCGGAGGCGCCAAUCGAGGAUCUUGAGUAGGUGGGCUGCUCGCCAGGCAGAGGAGAUGAUCACCACAAUUGAAAGGAGGAAUCGUGAGUCAGAGUUGAUGGCACUUGCAGGCUUGCACACUGUCUCCAUGCUUGAUUCUUCGUUCUUGAGGGAGUCACAUUCCCCAACUUCGAGGCGCCAAGGGAAUGUUGAGAGGCUGAGUACCCGGGCCUCCUCUAUUUUACAGAUGUGGCGGGAGUUGGAGGAUGAGCAUGCAUUUAGUCAAGCUCAGGAGAGGGUAAGGGAGAGGUUGAGGCAGCGAAGGAGUGUGGAUUCUAAUACAAAUAUAUCAAGUACAAAUAUGUCUGGAAGUAGAGAGAGUGAUAAUCAGGGCAGCCUGGAAGGUGCUAGUGAGAGUGAGCAUGACUUUGCAACUUGGUCCCAGGAUCAGGUGGGCCCACGGAAUGAGAAUAGGGAUCCUGACAAUUCUAGUCGGGAACAAUCUCCAGAUCUAGGGGAUGUCGAUAGGGAGAGGGUGAGGCAUAUUGUUCGCGGAUGGAUGGAGAGUGGCAUUAGUGACACUUCAUCUAAUGUUAUGCAGGGGAAUGGCAGUCCUAGAGCUGAAUGGUUGGGGGAAACUGAGCGUGAAAGGGUAAGGAUUGCUAGAGAGUGGAUGCAAAUGACAAGUCAGCAAAGAGGAUCUCGUAGUGGUCGCAGGGAAGAACAAAAUAGUGGACUUGGUGCUCAAGUUGACCAUGCCCGUGAAGGUUCUGAUGUUGCCCACGGGGAAGGUCAGCCAGAGCAUAUUCGCAGAGACAUGUUGAGGUUGCGUGGAAGACAAGCCUUACUUGAUUUGCUUGUCAGGAUAGAGAGGGAAAGGCAGGGGGAACUUCAGGGCCUAUUGGAACAUCGUGCUGUUACUGACUUUGCACAUCGCAAUCGUAUUCAGGUUAUAACAUACUAUUCUGGUUUCACUUAA